AUGGGUCUGUCAACCAUCUUGACGGCCGGUCUGCUGGCCCUGCGCCUGUUCGCAGCUCCGGGCAUGGCCGCACCGGCUCCGGCCGCUGAGGAAAAGGCCGCGGCCGCCGCGACGAGCUGGUGGCUCCCCAACAUUGCUCGCCAGGGCACCGUCCCCUACGCCGCCUCCGGCUCUGGCUACCAGAUCUACCGCAACGUCCAGACCUACGGCGCCAAGGGUGACGGCGUGACUGAUGAUACCGCGGCUAUCAAUGCUGCCAUCAGCGCCGGAAACCGAUGUGGUAACGGCUGCGAUUCCCAGACCACCACUCCGGCCAUCGUCUACUUCCCCCCUGGUACCUAUCUCGUCUCUUCGCCCAUUCUCCUGUACUACUACACCCACCUGAUUGGUGAUGCCACCAACCUGCCUACGCUCAAGUCCACCGCCAACUUCACCGGUAUUGCCGUCAUCGACUCCAACCCUGGCUGGUAUGGCGCCACCAACAACUUCUUCCGCCAGAUUCGCAACUUCAAGAUUGACGUUACCGGACAACCCAUCAACACCGGCACUGGUAUUCGCUGGCGUGUUGCCCAGGCCACGUCGAUCCAGAACGUCCAGUUCAUCAUGAGCAGCGACACGUCCACCAACAACAAGCAGCAGGGCAUCUGGGGCGAGGACGGCUCCGGAGGCUGGCUGAGCGACCUCACCUUCACCGGUGGCGGCCUGGGUAUCUGGAUCGGCAACCAGCAGUUCACCAGCCGCAACCUGGUCUUCAACGGCUGCCAGACCGCCGUCUACAUGAACUGGAACUGGCUGUGGAGCUUCCACGGCCUCACCAUCAACAACGCCAACGUCGGCAUCGACAUGAGCGCCGUAGACGGCAGCGGCAACCAGCAGGUCGGCUCCAUCCUGCUCGCCGACAGCAAGCUCAACAACGUCAAGGUCGGCGUGCUCACCAACUACAGCCCCAGCCAGAACGGCACCGCCGGCACGCUCAUCCUGGACAACGUCGAUGCCACCAACAACACGCCCGUCAUGGUCAAGAACGCCAAGUCGGGCGCGACCAUCCUGGGCGGAAACGCCAACAUUGCCUCGUGGUCCCAGGGCCGCGCCUACACCAACUCCAACGGACAAGCCGUCCAGGGCACCCGCGCCGCCGUCAGCAAGCCUGCCGCGCUUACGUCUGGUGGCAAGUUCGCGACUCACCAGCGACCCCAGUACGAGACGGUGCCCGCCAGCAGCUUCGUGUCCGUCAAGUCUCGCGGCGCCAAGGGCGACGGAAGCACCGACGACACGGCCGCCAUCCAGGCCGUCUUCAACAGCGUCACCUCGGGCCAGAUUGUCUACUUCGACCACGGCGCCUACGUCAUCACCGACACCGUCAAGGUCCCCCCGAACAUCAAGAUUGUCGGCGAGAUCUGGCCCCUCAUCAUGGUCGGCGGCUCCAAGUUCAAGGACCAGAACAACCCGCUGCCCGUCUGGCAGGUUGGCCAGCCCGGCGAUGUCGGCACCGUCGAGAUCCAGGACCUCAUCUUCGAGACGCUCGGCCCCCAGCCCGGUGCCAUCAUCAUGGAGUGGAACGUCGCCGGCGCUGCCCAGGCCGGCGCCGGUCUCUGGGACGUGCACUUCCGCAUCGGCGGCACUGCCGGCACGCAGAUGCAGUCUGACCGCUGCGUCAAGACGCCCACCGUGACCACGACGCCCAACCCCUCGUGCUUCGGCGCCUUCCUGCUGGUGCACGUCACCACCUCGGGCUCCAUCUACAUGGAGAACACGUGGCUGUGGGUGUCUGACCACGAGCUCGACCUCGCGGACCACAACCAGAUCAACAUCUACAACGGCCGCGGCCUGCUCGUCGAGAGCACCAAGGGCACCUGGCUGUGGGGAACCGCCUCGGAGCACAGCGUGCUGUACAACUACGCCUUCAACAACGCCCAGAACGUCUACAGCAACAUCCUGCAGACGGAGACGGCCUACAUGCAGGGCAACCCCGACGCGCGCGUGCCCUACACCAGCCAGGCCAAGUACGCCGACCCCGACUGGAGCAGCUGCACCGACGCCAUCUGCGCCCGCACGUACGGCAUCCGCGUCGUCAACUCGACCAACACGCUCAUCUACGGCGCCGGCAUGUACAGCUUCUUCAACAACUACGACGGCACCACUUGCGUCAACGCCAACAACUGCCAGGACAACAUGAUUGACGUGCGCAACUCGCAGGUGCACUUCUUUGGCAUCAGCACCAAGGCCAGCAUCAACAUGAUUACGCUCAACGGCCAGGGCGCCGUCUUUGACAGGGACAACCGCAACACGUUUUGCGGCACCGUCGCUUCCUUUGAGACGUCAUAG
Molecule: messenger RNA, 2325 nt
Organism: Trichoderma citrinoviride
Lineage: Eukaryota; Fungi; Ascomycota; Sordariomycetes; Hypocreales; Hypocreaceae
Product: glycoside hydrolase family 55 protein
Exons: 1
Coding region: 1-2325 (774 amino acids)
Molecular function (GO): polygalacturonase activity
Source: RefSeq, a predicted model, not a curated record